ACAAUACCAAAGCUUGUCGAGGAGAUAAAUCAUGACUACCCAUUUGCUAAUUCAAAAGAAAAGUGUACAAUACAGAAAGAGAAAAUGAUGCUGUCAUCAGAUGAAUGCUCUGUAGUUAAAGAGACUACUGUUCAACAACAUAAAACCAGCAAAUGGGAAGAUUAUAGGCUUGGCAGGAUAACUGCCAGUAAGGCUCAUGAAUUCAUAACCAAAUAUGAUGACAAUCUUAACAUCAAAAAUGUAAAAGGAGCUGAAAAUCUAAAUCUAAAGAGAAAGUGGAUGCCAAGCCUAUGCAGUGGAGCAGACAAAAUGAACCAAAGGCAAGGAAUAAAUACGGAAAAGAAUUCAAAGGAAAUCACAAAAGUUUUACUUGCAAAGAGCCAGGUCUUGUUAUUUCUUCCUUAUACCCUUACCUUGCAGCAAGUCCAGAUUGAGAGAUUUCUUGCAAGAGUCAUAGAGAUGGUCUGUAUG
This is a messenger RNA of Porites evermanni, 471 nucleotides long. NCBI's taxonomy places the organism in Eukaryota, Metazoa, Cnidaria, Anthozoa, Scleractinia, Poritidae. The record is from the annotation of a GenBank genome assembly.